AUGGAGGCGUCUCAAGUGCGGGAGGCGCUGCGUCUGGCGCGAGAAGCGGUGAGAAGACGACAGGAAGCAGAGGAUUUAGCUCGAGAUGCGCUAUUACUACCUAAAGGCGAGACAAAGCCGCGAAAUUUAAAGUGUUUGGGCUGGAAAGCGACGGGUGGAUGCAGUCCAUAUGGCCCACGUAGGCCUGAGAACGACUUCUCGUGCACCAAAAUGGUUCCGCACGGUCAUUCGGGCUACUGCGAGGUGGAAGACGACGAUACUGGCGAGCGGUUCCGUGUUAUGCGGCGUUAUUGCAGCAGCUCUAGAUGGGAUAUGAACUUCCGCUGCUCUGAUCCCUCCAACUUUGUCAACUUUCACUACAGGGCGCGCGAGGCGGCGGAUAACGCGCUUACACCAGGCUUUUCACUGCCGAACAUGCAGAGCACAACUAACCAGCAACAGCGCGAUGGCAUCGUUAUGGUUGUGUUUCCGAAGCUAAUCCCAAGCGCCUACGCGACAAUAAAAACCCUGCGUGAAGUACUGGGAUGCCGAUUGCCUAUCGAAAUUUGGUACCGCCGUGCCGAGAUGAAUGCAGACCCUGAUGCGAUGAAGCCACUGUCGGCUCUGGCGGCAGAUAACCACACGUCGAUUAUGAGCUUCCACGAGAUCACGGACUGGCAUGCUUCUGGCUUCAGAGCGAAAGUGUUUGCCAUUUACAACAGCUACUUCGAACGCAUCUUGUUCCUCGACGCCGACAACGUGCCCUCAAGAGACCCGACUUUCCUGUUUAGCUCCCCGGAGUUUGUGGAGAACGGAGCUGUCUUCUGGCCGGACUUUUGGCAUCCUGGACGCACCAUCUUCAACAUCCACAGCCAGUCGCUCCUGUGGGAGCUGAUCGACAUGCCUUUUAUUAACAUGCUCGAGCAGGAGAGCGGCCAGAUUCUUGUUGAUCGUCGUCGUCACGCGGAAGCGUUAGAGCUCGUCAAAUUCUACACGUUUCAUCGACCAAGUCACUUUGACUACAUGAAGCUCGUCCACGGCGACAAAGAUCUCUUCCGUCUUGCGUGGCUCAAACUCAAUGCAUCUUUCCACAUGAUUGAGGCACCUCCUGCCUUAGCAGGCAAGACGAUCAACGACAGUUUCUGCGGCCUGACGAUGGUUCAGCACGACGCUCAGGGCGAAGUGCUGUUCCUUCACCGUAACUCACACAAACUCAUGGGCGAACCUCUUCGAGAAGAGCUUGACUACCGAACUCGAGCUAUUGCACGGUCACGGAAGAAAGCAGAUAUUCGAACGAGAUAUCGGAAUGAGGGAAAGGAGAUUCCGCCCUGGUCCGAGCUAGACGCGCUCGUUCAGGCGGAGGAGACUCCAGCCCCGACCAUAGAACCGCCUGAGCUAGACGGAUACCCGGACUCGAUCGUGUGGACGCACUUGCUGUCAUUCAACUCCACUUCCAAACAGGAACACUACUACGUACAGACUUAUAACGCGGACCCAGAGUUCCCCAAGUCUCAAAAUUGCUACGGCGAGCGCAAUGUGAGCAAGAGCCAGCACUUUUACGCCCGGGAGGUAGCCGAUCUGCCCUUCUCCGGGCUCGAGACGGACCUGCGCCGUUUUGCCGCGGAGGCUGUAGAGAUCAAGAAGGCGUAG
Phytophthora infestans T30-4 is the source of this 1629-nucleotide messenger RNA. RefSeq lists its product as uncharacterized. Gene Ontology annotation, biological process: mannan biosynthetic process. Gene Ontology annotation, molecular function: alpha-1,2-mannosyltransferase activity. The transcript is spliced from 2 exons. Gene Ontology annotation, cellular component: Golgi apparatus. NCBI's taxonomy places the organism in Eukaryota, Oomycota, Peronosporomycetes, Peronosporales, Peronosporaceae. The record is from RefSeq and is a predicted model, not a curated record. The coding region runs from base 1 to 1629 and encodes 542 amino acids.